AUGCAUCAGCAAAACGGUGACAGAAGCUGCAAGAAUGAAGCCAUCGGCGGCGCGCACUACGGUCCAGUCAUAGUCUACCUUAGCAAGGUCGACAACGCCGCCACAGCCGACGGUUCUGCUGGCUGGUUCAAGAUCUUCCAAGACGGCUGGUCCGCGAAAUCCGGCUCCGGCUCCGGCGAUGACGAUAAUUGGGGCACUAAAGAUCUCAAUACCUGCUGCGGCAAGAUGGACAUCCCCAUCAGCAAAGACAUUGCCGACGGAGACUACCUUCUCCGUGCGGAAGUCAUUGCUCUUCACGCUGCCGGGCCUUCAGGCGGAGCGCAGCUCUACAUGACGUGCUUCCAACUCUCGGUCUCGGGCGGUACAGGGACGGCAAAGCCUGCGACAGUCAGCUUCCCCGGUGCGUACAAGGCGAGCGACCCCGGUAUUGCUGUCAACAUUCAUUCAAAGCUAUCUGGAUAUACUGUCCCCGGCCCCGCUGUUGCUUCUAUCGGGACCACGAAGACGGCGGGAUCUGCAUGCAGCGGGUGCGCAUCUACAUGCGACGCAGCCAAGGGACCUGUCGGCACGGCGCUUCCUGUAUCGCCUGUAGGUGGAGGAGGCACUUCUCCUGGGACUGGAAGCCCGCCCUCGUGUACUGUCCAGAAGUAUGCGCAAUGUGGUGGUCAGGGUUGGACGGGAUGCACCACCUGUGCCUCGGGUUCAACUUGUCAGGGUAUUUCGGCACCGUACUAUUAUCAGUGUGCUUAG
This is a messenger RNA of Colletotrichum scovillei, 750 nucleotides long. Its product is annotated as fungal specific transcription factor domain-containing protein. Gene Ontology annotation, molecular function: cellulose binding. The transcript has 3 exons. NCBI's taxonomy places the organism in Eukaryota, Fungi, Ascomycota, Sordariomycetes, Glomerellales, Glomerellaceae. Bases 1 to 750 code for a protein of 249 amino acids. Gene Ontology annotation, cellular component: extracellular region. The record is from RefSeq and is a predicted model, not a curated record. Gene Ontology annotation, biological process: carbohydrate metabolic process.